Molecule: messenger RNA, 6580 nt
Organism: Micropterus salmoides (largemouth bass)
Lineage: Eukaryota; Metazoa; Chordata; Actinopteri; Centrarchiformes; Centrarchidae
Gene: rasgrf2a
Product: Ras protein-specific guanine nucleotide-releasing factor 2a
Exons: 28
Coding region: 544-4473 (1309 amino acids)
Biological process (GO): positive regulation of GTPase activity; Ras protein signal transduction
Cellular component (GO): plasma membrane
Molecular function (GO): guanyl-nucleotide exchange factor activity; protein binding
Source: RefSeq, a predicted model, not a curated record
CGAGGCGCAGCGGGCCGGGCAGCCAGCAGCGCGCGGCGGGCUGCAGCGACAUGUCUCUUUAAGUUGGUGUCAAAGCCGAUUACCGCUGAUCUCCGCCGUGUUUCUGUUUUCACCGUCUGUUCCCUGUUUCUAUUUUUGUUUCGCGCUGCUGAAGAUACGAUCAGCGGUCUCGUUUUGAAACGUUUUAUACCGGCCGGGUGGAAAAAAAACGCUCGUCUCCUCGCGUUAACUCCUCGUCAAAGUUUGGAGCAUGGAAACGUCGUGAAGCGUUGUUGUUGUUUUCUGCAGCUCUGCUUUGUAGGAAAGCCCACGUUAAAGCCCCAGACUGGCGAGCUGGUGAGUGAGAUGUGCGCUGCGCCGGGGACUCUCCAACUUUUUGUACCAUAGUAAGCCUGGAUUACCUCUCCCUGCACACGGAGACAUUAACCGCUUUCUCUCUGGCGUCCUCCUGCUAAAAUAACGGCAGUGAUGUGAUGUGAUGCCUCGGGUUACUGUUUGAAGUUGGCACCAAAAUAAAAAAAGCAAAAUCCGAGUGAACAUAAAAUGCAGAAGGGUGUGCGGUACAAUGAGGGCCACGCUCUGUAUCUGUCGCUGGUUGCGCGUAAAGAGGGCACCAAGCGCGGCUUCCUGAGCAAGAAGACCACCGAGAACAGCCGCUGGACCGAAAAGUACUUCGCCCUCUACCAGAACGUGCUCUUCUACUUCGAGAACGACCAGAGCACCAGGCCCUCCGGGAUGUACCUGCUGGAGGGAUGCACGUGCGAGCGGGCACCUGCGCCCAAGGUCUCCGCCAUCAGCAAGGAGCCCACAGAGAAACAGCAGCACUACUUCCUGAUCAUUUUUGGCCACGAUGGACAGAAACCUUUGGAGCUGCGGACCGAGGAAGAGUCAGACUGCAAUGAGUGGGUGGAGUACAUCCAGCAGGCCAGUUACUCUGACGUCAUCAUCGAGCGUGAGAUCCUGAUGCAGAAGUACAUCCACCUGGUCCAGAUCAUGGAGACUGAGAAGGUCGCAGCCAAUCAGCUUCGCACUCAGCUGGAGGACCAGGACACCGAGAUCGAGAGGCUUAAAGCUGAGAUUCUAGGGCUGAACAAAGCCAAGGAGAGGAUGCAGCCUUACCAGAGCAACCAAGAGGAGGAAGACCCAGAUAUUAAAAAGAUCAAAAAGGUGCAAAGUUUCAUGCGUGGCUGGCUAUGCCGGAGGAAGUGGAAGAUCAUCGUCCAGGAUUACAUCUGUUCCCCUCACGCUGAGAGCAUGAGGAAAAGGAACCAGAUUGUCUUCAACAUGGUGGAGGCAGAGACAGAAUACGUCCACCAGCUCUCCAUCCUGGUGAAUUGUUUCCUGAGGCCGCUCCGCAUGGCUGCCAGCUCCAAGAAACCUCCCAUCAGCCAUGACGACGUCAGCAGUAUAUUCCUCAACAGUGAGACCAUCAUGUUUCUGCAUGAGAUCUUCCAUCAAGGUCUGAAAGCUCGGAUUGCCAACUGGCCCACGCUGGUUCUGGCGGACCUGUUUGAUAUCCUGCUGCCCAUGCUGAACAUUUACCAGGAGUUUGUGCGUAACCACCAGUACAGUCUGCAAGUGCUGGCAAACUGUAAGCAGAACAGAGACUUUGACAAGCUGCUGAAACAGUACGAGUCCAACGCUGCAUGUGAGGGCCGGAUGUUGGAGACUUUCCUCACUUAUCCCAUGUUCCAGAUUCCACGAUACAUCAUCACUCUUCAUGAGCUGCUGGCGCACACACCCCAUGAGCAUGUGGAGCGCAAGAGUCUGGAAUUCGCCAAAUCCAAACUGGAGGAGCUGUCGAAGAUGAUGCACGACGAGGUGAGUGACACCGAGAACAUCAGGAAGAAUCUGGCCAUAGAGAGGAUGAUUGUCGAGGGCUGUGACAUCCUGUUGGACACAAGUCAGACCUUCGUCAGACAAGGCUCUCUCAUCCAGCUGCCGUCCAGCAGCGAGCGGGGCAUGCUCAGCAAGGUCCGCCUGGGCUCCCUGUCACUGAGGAAGGAAGGAGAGCGACAGUGUUUUCUGUUCACCAAACACAUCCUCAUCUGUACCCGAACAUCUGGAGGAAAGCUUCACUUGCUCAAGCAAGGAGGAGCGCUGUCUCUGAUAGAGUGCACUCUCAUUGAAGAACUAGAGGCCAGUGAUGAGGACUACAACGCAGCAGGUCAAGGCUUCAACCAUCUGGAGUUCAAAAUUGUGGUGGAGCCUCCUGACGGUCAGCCCUUCUCCGUUGUCCUCUUGGCUCCGUCUCGCCAAGAAAAGGCCGCCUGGACCAGCGAUAUCAGCCAGUGCAUUGAUAAUAUCCGAUGUAACGGCCUGAUGACCAGUGUGUUUGAGGAGAACUCCAAAGUUUCUGUGCCGCACAUGAUCAAGUCUGAUGCCCGACUGCAUAAAGACGACGUCGACAUUUGCUUCAGCAAGACGCUCAACUCCUGCAAGGUCCCACAGAUCCGAUAUGCCAGCGUGGAGCGCCUGCUGGAGCGACUCACAGACCUGCGAUUCCUCUCCAUAGAUUUCCUCAACACCUUCCUGCACACGUACAGGAUCUUCACCACAGCUGCCGUGGUCAUGGACAAACUGGCGGACAUCUACAAGAAGCCGUUUACCUCCAUACCUGUCAGGAUCGAGCAACAUUCAUGUGAUCGUCUGUCCAUCAUGUCCCUCUGUCCCGACUACAGUCUGAAGAUCACGCAGCUUGCGCUGGACCAGUCCAAGUCUCUGGAGCUCUUCUUCGCCACCAACCAGGGCUCGUGGGCGACAGACCCCUUGAACAACAAAUCUCCGAGGCUGUGCCGCAAGUUUUCUUCUCCUCCUCCUCUCUCCAUCCCCCCUCGCACCUCCUCCCCCGUCCACUGCCGCAAGCUCUCCCUCAGUUCCCCGAUCGGCACGAAAGUGGGAGCCUUGGACCUGUCCACCACGCCUACCUCCUCUGCCGCCAACUCCCCCACCUCCAGUCACUGUCCCUCCAUCUCCUCUCCUCCGCCCACUUCAACCAGGCCCCCCUCUGGCUUUUCCUCCCCUCCGCCCACCGCCACGCGCUCUCCCAGCCUCCCCCAGGCCUCUGGGAUGUCCUCUCCGCCCCCCUUCUCCACCAAGGCCCCGCUGGACCUCAGCCGUGGUCCCAGCUCCCCAGAGCUGAGCCCAGCUGCAGGGGAGGACGUCAGCGGGGAGCUUCCUCGCCUUGACGCCUUCUGUGGGAAGCUGAGGCGCAGCAUCCGCAGGGCUGUCCUGGAGUCAGUAUCUCUGGACAAGUUUCUUCCUGAAACACCAGCCACCAGCGAGGCGGGCGACAUGUCUCCCUGCCGCUCACCUUCAACGCCAAGGCAUCUCCGCUACAGACCGUCAGGAGCCACAUCGGGGGAGAACUCUCGCUGUACGAUGUCGCCGGCUUCAGCGUUUGCGAUUGCCACUGCUGCUGCUGGGCAUAGCAGCUCCCAGGGUUUUGGUAGUUCUGAGAAAGUCUGUGACAAAGAAUUCAUCAUCCGGAGAGCUGCUACCAACAGAGUUCUCAAUGUGCUGCGACACUGGGUUUCCAAGCACUCCCAGGACUUUGACAUGAACAGUGAGCUGAAGAUGGGGGUGAUCACUCUCUUGGAGGAGGUCCUGCGAGAUCCAGACCUGCUGCAACAGGAGAGGAAAGCAACAACAAACAUAUUAAGUGCCCUUUCUCAAGAAGAACAGGAUGACGCUCAGCUGAAGAUAGAGGACAUACUACAGAUGGCGGAGAGUCCGAAGGCCGAGUGUUUUGAUUCCCUCUCUGCCAUGGAACUGGCCGAACAGAUCACGCUACUGGACCACAUCGUGUUCAGGAGUAUCCCCUAUGAGGAGUUCCUCGGUCAGGGCUGGAUGAAGGUCGACAAGACAGAGAGGACUCCGUACAUCAUGAAGACCAGCCAGCACUUUAAUGAUAUGAGUAACCUGGUGGCGUCUCAGAUAAUGACCCACACUGAUGUGGGCUCCAGGGCCAGCUCCAUAGAAAAGUGGCUUGCAGUGGCUGAUAUCUGUCGCUGCCUCAACAACUACAACGGCGUGCUGGAGAUCACGUCUGCGCUCAACCGCAGCGCCAUCUACAGGCUGAAGAAGACCUGGGCAAAAGUCUGCAAACAGACGAAGGCGCUCAUGGACAGGCUGCAGAAGACGGUGUCAUCAGAAGGGAGGUUCAAGAAUCUCCGAGAGACGCUGAAAAACUGUAACCCUCCAUGCGUCCCAUACCUGGGCAUGUACCUCACUGACCUGGCUUUCAUUGAGGAGGGAACACCCAACUUCACGGAGGAGGGGCUGGUGAACUUCUCCAAGAUGAGGAUGAUUUCUCAUAUCAUCCGGGAGAUUCGUCAGUUCCAGCAGUCACCUUACAGGAUAGAGCACCAGCCCAAGGUGACCCAAUUUCUCCUGGAUAAGACACUAGUGAUGGAUGAAGAUACCCUCUAUGAGCUUUCGCUGAAGAUCGAACCCAGAGUACCACCUGGCUAAGACAUGAUAAAGCUGUUUUCCAUCUUACAAACUCAGUCAUGAGCUAACACAACUUGAGAUUCUUUCUUAAAAAAGCAGGGGUUGUUAAUAAAACACCACCAGUUAUUGUGCUUAGGAAACUCAGGAGAAAAUGUGCCUUGUUGUAUAAUAACCGACAUAUAUGUAUAUUUAAUUAACAUUUAACACACACAACUCUGCCAUACAAUCCUACAGUUAUGACUGUAGAAAAAACAUGUUAGCCACUGAACAUGGCACUAACUAGAAAGUAACCACGUUGUAAAUACCAAACUAUCUGCCUCUAUAGUCUUGCACAUAAACAUUGUCAGACGAGUUUUACAUUAUUCGUUUGAUGAUGGCACAGAAUAUAUAAAGAGAACUUGGAGGAUGGAAAAAAGAUAAAGCAGUAAUAAUGGAUAUUUUGGGGGGCCACUUGGGGACAGCAAAGCGGGAUCUAAACCCAACACUGACAUGUUAUCGCAAACAUUGCUUAUUUAAACAUCGAGCAAACAUUAGCAUUCCUCUGGAGUUGUGUUUCUGGCCAUCUAAUAACCCAAAUAUUCACUCUGUUUUUACAGCUUUUCAGUAAAAACCAGCUGAAAGAUGCUAAAUUGGAUGAUAAUCCUCUGUGGCUUUGUUUCUACAAGUGACACCCAUUGUAUUGUAUAAAAUUGAGCAUUUAGCAGCUAAAAAAAACAGAUAUUUCCCCUCAGGAGCUGGUGGGGACCAAAAACAGAGCUAAAAGGAGUGUGAAUAUUUGAUUAAAAUCGAUUGUAAACACGACUCUAAAUUAAUUGCUUCUUUUGUGUUGGAUUAGUAAAUUGGCAUCUUUACACAAUAUGUUAGUUUGUAAUAAUGUUUUAAUGAGUUUGUUUGUCUCGGUGGCCAAAAAAUCAAUUAUUGCUGCUUUGAAAAAAUUUUUUUUGGACCUAAAGGCUUAAAUGAAAUACAAAGAGUAAUUUCAGAGCGCGACACUCUGAAAAUGUGUUUAUUGUUUUAAAGCUGCUUCUUUUGUAAUGAUGUGUGUAUCAGGGAAAAAGUAUUUGUGAGUGUCCCAGCGGGGGUCACAUGACAACUCUGAAACUGCCUCACAGGCCAGCUCUUGCUUUGGGGAUUUGGCAGAUAUAACGCGAUUUUGUCCCAAGGACAUCUUCAAUCAGGAAGUAAAGUAUCUUAAAGCCCCUAUCAUAUUAGUUUAUACUGAUCUUUAGUACAAUGAAACAAAUGACUACAAACCAAUUUAAAAACUGUAAACCUGAAACAUUUGGGGCUCCUGGGGGUCUAAUCCUCCAGGGGAGUUGCCCACUUUAAGGAGUGCAGCUGGAGUACAGUUUAAAAUGGACCUUAAUACCUACCUUGGUGACUCGACACGAGAUGUUGGCCCAGGUCAACAUUUUUAUAUCUUUACUCUGUUAACACUACAGGUUUAUGAUGUUAGAGCAAAAAAAAAGUAAAAAUCUUUGUAGUUUCUCACAUUCCAAAUCUGAAAAUAUGGUAAUCUCAAAUUUAAGAUCUAACAAAAGCAUUUUCCGCUGCAAAUCAUGUCGUUUCAGUCAUUUUAUACACAAAAUGUUCCGAUUUUGAAAUAUCUGCUUCUUUUAUUAAUUUAUUUUUUUGAAGAGAGCGGGACUAACGGGUGUCAAACAUGCUACAAAACUCUACAGUUAAAUUUCUUUUACAUGUUUCAUAUCAUCUAUUAUUAUUAUUAUUAUUAUUAGUUCCUUGUAAAUGUCAUCAAUUAAUUAAUCAUAUUCAUAUUUUAAGCCUUGUUGUCUAUAUUAGUAAUCAACCUGUUUUCAUCCCAGGGUGUCACAUAUGGACACUUGGCGUCGCAUUUUAAAAUUAAUCCUUGUGUCGCUUUCCUUGCGGGGGUUUUAUCGCUGGACAACUGCUGAGUGUUCACACACAACGCGAUAACCACGAAUAAACACAACACGUGAUUACUACAGUUGUUUGAACAUUUUUCCGUGAUUAAAUUGCGAUAAAUUGAUAAAACUGAUGCUGAAAUAAAUACAACAUGAUGCAGAUUUGUUUGACAUAUGAAUUCAUGCUUUGUCAGGUCUGUCAACGAGACAGCAGAGCAACAACUUCUAAAAUGUUUGUUUUCUGA